AUGGAUGACAAAGAAGCAAAGACGUUCCAGCCCAUGCAGGAGAAUCAGCAAAGCGGGGAUCUUAGGUUCUCGUAUGCAGCACAGAAGAAUCUUGCGUUCGACGCUAUUUACUGGCAAAAGCUUAAUUGCUGUUUCUUCAGUCCUGCUACAGAGCGGAAGAACGCAUGGCAAGAAUCGGAGUAA
This is a messenger RNA of Penicillium paradoxum, 183 nucleotides long. RefSeq names its product Aminoglycoside phosphotransferase. The record is from RefSeq and is a predicted model, not a curated record. The transcript has a single exon. Bases 1 to 183 code for a protein of 60 amino acids. Lineage: Eukaryota; Fungi; Ascomycota; Eurotiomycetes; Eurotiales; Aspergillaceae.